Vanrija pseudolonga is the source of this 1524-nucleotide messenger RNA. RefSeq names its product Glycerol-3-phosphate dehydrogenase [NAD(+)] 2 (gene gpd2). Lineage: Eukaryota; Fungi; Basidiomycota; Tremellomycetes; Trichosporonales; Trichosporonaceae. The record is from RefSeq and is a predicted model, not a curated record. Gene Ontology annotation, molecular function: NAD binding; protein homodimerization activity; glycerol-3-phosphate dehydrogenase [NAD(P)+] activity. Gene Ontology annotation, cellular component: nucleus; cytosol; glycerol-3-phosphate dehydrogenase (FAD) complex. The transcript has 3 exons. Gene Ontology annotation, biological process: carbohydrate metabolic process; glycerol-3-phosphate catabolic process. Bases 169 to 1350 code for a protein of 393 amino acids.
CAGCGGGCAGCCAGAGUUGUUUUAAGACGGCACGGUCUGCGCACCGUAUCGUCUUCUUAGCCCUCGCCACUGAUACAGGCAUAUAGAACGACUUAAAAGACUUGAAACAAACUUGAGCCUCAACGACCAACUUCAUAACACGUUCAUUACACCUCACCUCCCUUCACCAUGUCCGCCGCCGCCUCGACCGUCUCCACUGCCCCCUCCUCCCCGCGCCAGUACCCAAUGUUUGACGACCUGCACAUUGCGUCGGGCGCGACCACGCCUGAGCGCCGCCUGUCCCUCGGCGACCUCCCCCCCUCGCCCCUGCCGUCCGGCAAGCACCGCAUCGCCGUCAUCGGCUCGGGCUCGUGGGGUACCGCGCUCGCCAAGAUUGCCGCCGAGAACGCUGCGCGCCACGCCGACAUGUUCGAGCCGACCGUCAACAUGUGGGUCCGGGAGAAGCAGGUCAACGGCAAGAAGCUCACCGAGGUGAUCAACAAGACACACACGAACCAGCGCUACCUCCCCGACGUGUCCCUCCCCGCCAACCUCAUUGCGGUCCCCCGCCUGCCCGACGUCGUCCGCAACGCGACGCUCAUCGUCUUCGUGACGCCGCACCAGUUCCUCCCGACGGUCAUUUCCGACCUGAAGCGCGCGGGUGCCAUCCACCCCCAGGCGCGCGCCGUGAGCGCCAUCAAGGGCGUCGAGGUGGAAGGCAGCGAGAUCAAGACGUUUGCGAGCGUUAUCGAGCGGGACCUGUCCAUUCCCUGCUCGGCCCUCUCGGGCGCCAACAUCGCGCUCGAGGUCGCGCUCGAGCAGUUCUGCGAGACGACCAUUGGCUGCCCCUCUGCGGCCGACAGCGCGCUCUGGCACGCCGUGUUCGACGCGCACUCGUUCCGCGUCACGUGCGUCGAGGACGUGAACGGCGUGUCGCUCGGCGGCGCGCUCAAGAACGUCGUGGCCUUGGCGGCCGGCUUUGUCGACGGCCUGCGUCUCGGAGGCAACACCAAGGCGGCCAUCCUCCGUAUCGGCCUCAAGGAGAUGACCGAGUUCUGCCUCGAGUUUUUCGAGGGCGCGCAGCGCAACACGUUUUCCAACGAGAGCGCCGGCGUCGCAGACCUCAUUACGACGUGCUACGGCGGCCGGAACCGCAAGUGCGCGGAAGAGUUUGUCAAGUCUGGCGCGUCGUUUGACGACAUUGAGCGCCGCCUGCUCAACGGCCAGAAGCUCCAGGGUACCGCGACGGCAGAGGAGGUGCACGCCUUCCUCAAGGCGCACGGCCGCGUGGCCGCGUACCCCCUCUUCGAGCGCGUCUACCAGAUCGCGUUCAACGGCAUGCCGCCCGCGCAGCUCGUCAAGGGCUUGUAAGCAAGCGGUGUGUGUGACACUUGUACAUUCGUGCGCAGAUAGCGCUACUGUAUCCCUAAUUCCACUGCAUUCGCCGGCGCCGCAGCGCGCGCGCGCCCGGCCGCAACAGGUGCAGGCCACCGCAUAGAUUCAUAGAGUACUUUAAACACAAUGCAUUAGACGUGGGAACGAGAG